This is a messenger RNA of Paramecium pentaurelia, 876 nucleotides long. The record is from the annotation of a GenBank genome assembly. NCBI's taxonomy places the organism in Eukaryota, Ciliophora, Oligohymenophorea, Peniculida, Parameciidae.
AAUGGAUUUUUUGUUCAAUCUCAUAUAUGAAUCUUAGACAAUUCCUUUCAGAUAAGGUGUCAAAUUUAAAAACUAUAAUAUGGUCUCAAUGUAAUAUAUUAGAUUUAUAAUAGUAUCUCUGUUUGUGCAUACAUUUUAGCAUUAAUUAUAAAUGGGACAAUUGGAGUAAAAACAGGAAAAUCUACAAGUGACAGUUAUCAUUUAGUAGUAACACCUCCUCCUUGGGCAUUUUCUAUUUGGGGAAUCAUAUUUAGUAUUAAUUGAUAUUUAAUUAAUAAAGCCACUACAUUAAUAGCAUUGUUAUGGAGUAUUCAUACUGUGUCUUGGAGUUUAGAAACCCAUUUAUAUUUUUGGCUUUAUUGCUUUACAAUAUCAGUUUGGAUAUUAUUAUGGGCUGUUGUUAGUAAAAUAACAAUUCUUUUAUGUAAAAUUGUGCUAAUUUUAUUAACAAUUGUAUUUAUAAUCAAAUCAUAACAAGAAUAUUUAUUUACUUUGGAAAAGUACUUUGGUUUUGGAUAAUGAUGAUUUGUCAAUAUAUUUGAUGAGAGGAGCAAUAGCAUUUUAAUUGGGAUGGACUUCAAGUGCCUAAUGUUUGAAUUUUUGCAUUUGUUUAGUGCAUGUUUUUGGUGUGACACAAGAUAUGAUAUCCAAACUAGUGUGGGUAUGUUUAAUAAUAGCACAUUCAAUCUAUUUGUGCUUAGCUUAUUUUCAUUCUAAAUAAUGUAGUCUAAAUAUAAUUAUGUAUCUUUAGAUAACAAAAAUAUGCUACUUAAUUUUGGAGGUUACUUGUUGAGUAUGACAUGGGCGAUAAUGGGAGUGGCUAUUUCUUAUAAUAAUUAUAGUUCUGGAAGGGCUAUGAACAAAUUAAAAUGACUU